Molecule: messenger RNA, 1446 nt
Organism: Dibothriocephalus latus
Lineage: Eukaryota; Metazoa; Platyhelminthes; Cestoda; Diphyllobothriidea; Diphyllobothriidae
Source: the annotation of a GenBank genome assembly
AUGCCGAUUGAUGCUGAAACAUGCUUCUCUAUGCUUAUUGGAUUUUUGGGCAUCAUUUCGAACAUUGGAAUUCUAAGUAUUACUAAACUUAUUGGACGAGUACCUAGACAAAAGAUCUCCUCCGGCGGCUACAGUACCGAUGAAACAGCCUCUGAAGUGCGCAAUAUCCGGGUUAGUUUGGAUAGACGUGGACCCUCCGAUAACAAAAUGCCCAACCUUUUUUCCAGUAGUCUUGAAGUAAAACAUCUCAGUCUCCUCAGUCCCUGCAGCAAAGCCUCCCUGCUGCGACUUUCAUCUCUCCUCUCCAUUAACAAGCUGGGUCCGGAUGAACAAGCCACAAAGGAUAGGAAAAUUAGUUCAGGUCAUCGGAUAUCCUCGCGGUGGAAAAGUCGGCGACACCAAAAAUACCUACAGGGCCUGAUCACUGUUGCAUUCUGCAAUGUAUUUCUUUCAGUCAUGCUUCUGUUGAAGGCUGCUGGCCUGUUCUGGAGUAGUAGUCAAGAGCCAGUGUUCCACGGACAGGAGGAUUACCCACCCUGGCAGCGGGCCUCCAUCUCCCUCGGCCUCAUGAUAGUUCUGGAUGUAUUCCAAGCCGCGGAGAUCGGGGCUAUCAUGUGGAUUGCUAUAAAUCGUGCCGGGGCUAUCCACAACACCUCACGUCGAAAUACCUCAAAAUAUGGCCCAGGCGUCCAGUCCUACUCUGACAGACGUCCCAGUUGCUGCCCUGUGCAGGGCCUCACAUGCUGUUCAGGACAACGCCGACCCGAUCGAAGCAGUCAGGUGAAUAUGAUUAUGAGCAACCGUCAUGACCACAGCCGGCAUGACGGCAACCUCAACUGUUGUCCGCUGACGCGGAAAGCCAGUCGAACCUUUAGUUGCAUGGUAUGCCUCCUGCCUGUUGGAAUUAUCAUACUGGCGACAGUGUUGAGCCUCACGAACUGGACUGCAAUUAUAGAGCCCGUUAACACCGUGCAAUGGUACUAUCCAAACACAUCAAUUUGGUCGCCAUUGGCAUACUACACCCCAAGUGUUAGCAUCGGGGUGGUCUUUGGACAUUUUCUACUCCCAGUGGCAUUUCUGGUGACAACCAACAUUCUCAUUUACAGAAAAGUGUCGCUUCGGCACAAGCGCUUCUGCUCCAGGCGAUCCAGUCACAAUGGCAAGACGAAUUGUCUGUGUGACGAUGAAGAGAGCUGCAGUGCUGUCCAAGACCCCAGUCCACAUCACUCACCCGACAUCAAACCGCUGUCUAUUCCUGCGCUCAUGGUAACAGGGAGUAGCCAGACGGACGUCCAUAGCGGAUCCCUGCAGAACCUGCAAACAUCGCCGUCUGUGCAGCCCCUCCGACCACACAGCUGCAGCCCAGCUCGCAAGUUUGCCAGUAUUGUGCCACCGGUCUUCCUCCAAACUUGCCCGCAGUUACAAACUGCUGCCUCCACUGUUGAU